Hipposideros armiger (great roundleaf bat) is the source of this 738-nucleotide messenger RNA. It is a transcript of the gene KRTAP24-1, whose product is annotated as keratin associated protein 24-1. Bases 1 to 738 code for a protein of 245 amino acids. The transcript has a single exon. Gene Ontology annotation, molecular function: structural molecule activity. The record is from RefSeq and is a predicted model, not a curated record. NCBI's taxonomy places the organism in Eukaryota, Metazoa, Chordata, Mammalia, Chiroptera, Hipposideridae. Gene Ontology annotation, cellular component: keratin filament.
AUGCACGCAGGCUCUAUGUCUCUUCUGGGCUAUCCUGUGGAUUGCGUUGGCACAUCCUACAGAAUGAACAGUUAUAUCCCAAUGACUCCUUCUGUUGCUUUUUGCUCCAGUGAUGUAAGCCCAACCUUCGGAUUUUGCUUACCCAGUAAGUACCAAGGAAAUCUCUGGCUCCUGGAUAACUGCCAAGAAACCUAUGGUGACAUGCCCAGCUGCACAUCUCCCAGCUGUGAGACCAAGACCGGCACCACAAGUUGGAACCCAUCCAGCUGCUCUGUGCCCUGCAACUCUCCAACAGUGAGCAAAGUAUACACUGCCUAUGAAGCUACCGACAUCAGCCCCAGCCCCAGCUGCAGCCCUCAGACCAAGGGGUAUGUAUCCCAUUGCUGCACACCUACAGCCUGCCAGAUCCUCAGCAACGGCCCCCAAUGCCUUGGGAAACUUGACUGCUCAUCCAAGAGCUUCCAACCUCUACACCACUGCAGCCUGGGUAGUUCGGAGUAUAGAAAAUACCAAAAGCUUGGCUUCAUACCCAGUGGCUACUCACCAUCCUGUUAUGUUGCCAGCAGCUGCCCAUCCCACAACUGUUUAAUAAGAAAUAGCCAAUAUCCGAGUUAUAGGCCCAUAAGCUGCCAACCACUGAGCUGUUUUUCUAGAAACUUCCAGUCUUUGAGCUAUAUGCCAAGUUUUCCUCCUCUGAGGUAUUUAUGCAGUGGUUGCAGACCUCUGAAUUGCUACUGA